Molecule: messenger RNA, 249 nt
Organism: Parnassius mnemosyne (clouded apollo)
Lineage: Eukaryota; Metazoa; Arthropoda; Insecta; Lepidoptera; Papilionidae
Source: the annotation of a GenBank genome assembly
AUGGCAUCAAAACGAAAAUUUAGUCCUCUCUGGAACCACUUUGACAGCACGGAGCCGAAGAAAGCUAAAUGCAACUAUUGCUCAAAGAUACUAACGUUAUCUUCCAGUUCAAUUGGGACCUUAAGUAGGCACAUGAAAAAAGUCCAUCCGACGGUAAAUAUCACACCGAAAAGGCUUGAGUCAAUAGACGAAAGCGAAGAAAAUUCCAACCAGAAUGCACCACCACAAGUUCUACAAUAUCAGUGGUGA